Dama dama (fallow deer) is the source of this 2798-nucleotide messenger RNA. It is a transcript of the gene COG4, whose product is annotated as component of oligomeric golgi complex 4. Lineage: Eukaryota; Metazoa; Chordata; Mammalia; Artiodactyla; Cervidae. The record is from RefSeq and is a predicted model, not a curated record. The transcript has 19 exons. The coding region runs from base 10 to 2379 and encodes 789 amino acids.
AAGCGAGGAAUGGGGACGAAGAUGGCAGACUUCGAUUCCCCUCAGAAGCUGUCAGGUGUGCCUUCGCCGCCUGACGGGGUGGGAGGAGGCAGCUGCUCAGAAAUCUCCACCGAGCUCAUUCGCUCCCUGACCGAGCUGCAGGAGCUGGAGGCUGUGUACGAACGGCUCUGCGGCGAGGAGAAAGUGGUGGAGAGAGAGCUGGAUGCUCUUUUGGAGCAGCAAAACACCAUUGAAAGUAAAAUGGUCACCCUCCACCGGAUGGGUCCAAAUCUACAGUUGAUUGAAGGAGAUGCAAAGCAGCUGGCUGGAAUGAUCACCUUUACCUGCAACCUAGCUGAGAAUGUGUCAAGCAAAGUCCGUCAGCUUGACCUGGCCAAGAAUCGCCUCUAUCAAGCCAUUCAGAGAGCUGAUGACAUCUUGGAUCUGAAGUUCUGCAUGGAUGGAGUUCAGACUGCUUUGAGAAAUGAAGAUUAUGAGCAGGCUGCAGCCCAUAUUCAUCGCUACUUGUGCCUGGACAAGUCAGUCAUCGAGCUCAGCCGACAGGGCAAAGAAGGCAGCAUGAUUGAUGCCAACCUGAAACUGCUGCAGGAAGCUGAGCAGCGCCUCAAAGCCAUUGUCACAGAGAAGUUUGCCGUUGCCACGAAGGAAGGGGACCUGCCCCAGGUGGAGCGCUUCUUCAAGAUCUUCCCACUGCUGGGCUUGCACGAGGAGGGAUUAAGCAAGUUCUCGGAAUAUCUUUGCAAGCAGGUGGCCAGUAAAGCUGAGGAGAACCUCCUGUUAGUUCUAGGCACAGACAUGAGUGAUCGAAGAGCUGCAGUCAUCUUUGCAGAUACAUUGACUCUUCUGUUUGAAGGAAUCGCCCGAAUUGUGGAGACCCAUCAACCAAUAGUGGAAACGUAUUAUGGGCCAGGCAGACUUUAUACCCUGAUAAAAUACCUGCAGGUGGAAUGUGACAGACAGGUAGAGAAGGUGGUAGACAAGUUCAUCAAGCAGAGGGACUACCAACAGCAGUUUCGGCAUGUCCAGAGCAACUUGAUGAGAAAUUCUACAUCAGAAAAAAUAGAGCCAAGGGAACUGGAUCCUAUCCUGACUGAGGUCACCCUGAUGAAUGCCCGCAGUGAGCUGUACCUGCGCUUCCUCAGGAAAAGGAUCAGCUCAGAUUUUGAGGUGGGGGACUCCAUGGCCUCGGAAGAAGUCAAACAAGAGCACCAGAAGUGCCUGGACAAACUCCUCAAUAACUGCCUACUUAGCUGUACCAUGCAGGAGCUCAUUGGUCUCUAUAUCACCAUGGAGGAGUACUUCAUGAGGGAGACUGUGAACAAGGCUGUGGCCCUGGACACCUAUGAGAAGGGCCAGCUGACGUCCAGCAUGGUGGACGACGUCUUCUACAUUGUUAAGAAGUGCAUCGGGCGGGCCCUGUCUAGCUCCAGCAUCGACUGCCUCUGCGCCAUGAUCAACCUCGCCACCACAGAGCUGGAGUCUGACUUCAGGGACGUCCUGUGUCACAAGCUGCGGAUGGGCUUCCCAGCCACCACCUUGCAGGACAUCCAGCGCGGAGUGACCAGCGCCGUGAGCAUCAUGCACAGCAGCCUGCAGCAGGGCAAGUUUGACACCAAAGGCAUCGAGAGCACCGACGAGGCCAAGCUGUCCUUCCUGGUGACGCUGAAUAACGUGGAAGUCUGCAGCGAAAACAUCUCCACUUUGAAGAAGACCCUGGAGAGUGACUGCACCAAGCUCUUCAGCCAAGGCAUUGGAGGCGAGCAGGCCCAGGCCAAGUUUGACAGCUGCCUCUCUGACUUGGCCGCCGUGUCCAGCAAAUUCCGAGACCUCCUGCAGGAAGGGCUGGCGGAGCUGAACAGCACAGCCAUCAAGCCGCAGGUGCAGCCGUGGAUCAACACCUUCCUCUCUGUCUCCCACAACAUCGAGGAGGAGGAAUUCAGUGACUAUGAGGCCAACGAUCCUUGGGUUCAACAGUUCAUCCUUAAUCUGGAGCAGCAAAUGGCAGAGUUCAAGGCCGGCCUGUCCCCAGUCAUCUACGACAGCCUGACCAGCCUCAUGACCAGCCUCGUCGCAGUCGAGUUGGAGAAAGUGGUGCUGAAGUCCACCUUCAACCGGCUGGGCGGUCUGCAAUUCGACAAGGAGCUGAGGUCACUCAUCGCCUACCUCACCACGGUGACCACAUGGACCAUCCGAGACAAGUUUGCCCGGCUCUCCCAGAUGGCCACGAUCCUCAAUCUGGAGCGGGUGACUGAGAUCCUGGAUUACUGGGGCGCCAACUCGGGCCCGCUGACGUGGCGCCUCACGCCUGCUGAAGUGCGCCAGGUGCUGGCUCUGCGCAUAGACUUCCGCAGCGAGGACAUCAAGAGGCUGCGCCUGUAGCUGCCGCAUGAGCCCAGCCGGCCCGUGGCUCUUCGGGGCCAUCCCGAGUGGCCGCAUCCAGGACCUGAGCACGGCUGUCUAGUGCGGCAGAGCUCUGAUAACGCAAAGUUCCCCUGCUGGCAGCGGGGAAACAAGACUUUGAUUCAGUCCAUUCUCUGUUCUCAGACCUGUCGGGGUGCUUUAGGGGACAGUGUCUCCCCAUCAAGAGAGGUGGGUCCACCUUGGCUUCUAACUUGGUGGGAACGCCAGGGUGGGCCAGCCUUCCACACGGAGGGCCAUCCUCUCGUCCUUGGGCACGGCAGCACAUGAGCUGCCUCCCUGCCAGUCCUGAAGGACUUGGCUUGAUCUGGGGACCUGAGGUUUACUCUGAGGAGAGGCUGUGAUACUUAUGGUCGCCCUGAAUAAACAGGCUCCUUGAA